Messenger RNA from Paecilomyces variotii, 2550 nucleotides. Its product is annotated as carboxypeptidase S1. Gene Ontology annotation, biological process: proteolysis. Gene Ontology annotation, molecular function: serine-type carboxypeptidase activity. Gene Ontology annotation, cellular component: fungal-type vacuole. NCBI's taxonomy places the organism in Eukaryota, Fungi, Ascomycota, Eurotiomycetes, Eurotiales, Thermoascaceae. The record is from RefSeq and is a predicted model, not a curated record. The transcript is spliced from 2 exons. The coding region runs from base 220 to 2418 and encodes 732 amino acids.
CUGGACGAAAUAUCUAUUGAGCAUCUCAGCCUGGGGUCCAAGCGGUACAGUCUCGUCAUUGGAAUCGCGUUGCAUCCUUCCUUUGAACCACGGGACUCGGAAGUAGAAGUGGGAAUCCUUCACUUCUCUAUCUCAUUUCAUGUACGAGACUGUACGAUAGCAUUGAUCUGUGGUUCGGACAAGGCUUAGUCCUGGUCGAGUCCCUGCAUCUUACGAAAAAUGAUAACCCCGUAUGCUUACUCGCUGCUCUGCCGAUUACUGUCAGUGGCGCUUGUCCUUUCUGGACUUGUGGACCAUGCAUUAGGUGGAUUUCCACCAUCAGCUGCCGAUUCGGACAUAAAGACCAUCCGUUCUCCAGUGGAUGGCAACAUCACAAUAAGAUACAAGUCACCACCUGUAGGGACAUGUAUGACUGUGUUCUCCACCCAAAAACAGUACACGGGCUAUGUCCACCUCCCACCAUUCACCCUGGCCCCGGUACAGCAGAACUACUCGAUAAACACCUUCUUCUGGUUUGUCGAGGCAAGAGAGUCUCCCGAAACGGCUCCCCUAACCAUCUACAUCAAUGGUGGUCCUGGCAGUAGUAGCAUGGUAGGAAUGUUCCAGGAGGUGGGACCCUGUGAAGUCGUCGAAAUCAGCAAAGACAAGCUGGGUACGCAAGCACGGGAAUGGGGCUGGGACAGAAGUUCCAAUAUUCUCUUCAUUGAUCAGCCGAAUCAAGUUGGAUUCUCCUAUGACAAGCUGACGAACGGCUCUUUGGACCUUUUGUCGUCAAACUAUUCGUUUCCUCCAGCUGAUGUUCCGCCAGGGCAGCCUGCGUACACAUUCCUGAAUGGCACCUUCAGCUCCAAUAAUCCAGCAAAUACUGCUAAUACGACCGCUAUCGCAGCACGGGCAGUCUGGCAUAUGUUGCAAGGGUUUCUGGGCGCCUUCCCGCAGUAUAAUCCUGGUUUACGUGCGAAUGAGACUCAGAACGGGCCCGUUGGUAUCAACCUGUUUACCGAGAGCUAUGGCGGGAAAUAUGGUCCUGCUUUCGCUGAGUAUUGGGAGGAGCAAAACGACAAGUUGAAAAAUGGCACCCUGCCUCAGAAUGGGACACUGGAGAUCCAUCUUGUAUCGUUAGGUAUCAUGCAGGGCUGCAUAGACGAUCUCGUUCAAGGUCCUUUCUACCCGCGAUUUGCUUAUGAAAAUUCCUACGGGAUUCAAGCAAUUUCUCUUGCGGACCAGCAGGAGGCGGCAUCUGCGUUCGUUGCAGAAGGUGGCUGUCAGCAGCGGAUUGAAUCCUGUCGGGCUGCAGUGGCGUCCAUGGACCCUGAAGGAGAUGGCGACAACAGCGUCGCUAACCGGAUCUGCGCCGACGCUCAGCAAUAUUGCAAUGACAAUAUCGUGGGAUAUUACUCCCAGUCUGGACUCAGCGUCUACGAUAUUUCCCAGGCAGUUUUAGACCCCUUUCCGUCUAAUACAUACCUUGAAUAUCUCAACUCAGAAGCAGUGCAGUCUGCGAUUGGUGUGCCUGUGAACUUCACCUCCACAAGCAAUGCAGUUGCCACUGCUUUUCAGCAAACAGGCGACUACGAUCGAGGUGGUCAGAUCUCCGAUUUGGCUUCCCUACUGGAGAGGGGCGUUCGUGUGGCUCUUAUUUAUGGCGAUAGAGACUACAUCUGCAACUGGGAAGGUGGUGAAGCCAUCUCCUUCUCUGUAGCUGCUGCUUUGUCGUCUUAUCUGUCGCCUUUUAAUCUCGCCGGAUACGCACCUAUUGUCACGAAUACAAGCUAUGUUGGAGGUGUGGUGAGACAGGUCGCAAACUUCUCCUUUUCCCGCAUCUAUGAUGCAGGGCAUCUGAUCCCAGCUUACCAACCCGAGACCCUAUUCACACUAUUCACCCGGAUUAUCCUCGGCUCAGACCUUUCGUCUGGUGAGCCUGUGGACCUGUCUACUUUCCGGACGGAUGGCUACGCCAAUGCAACCGCCACCAAUACCGCACCCGCGAAGGCCAGUCCGACAUGCUAUCUGCGCAGCGUGGAGGACACAUGUGAUAGCACGCAAAUAGACAUGCUGGAAUCCGGUCAUGGUGUUAUCAUCAACGGGAUCCUAUACAAGGAGGAAUCCGACUGGAAGUCACCAACGAGUGGCGCCAAAGACAGCGAAGGAGACAGCGAACCUAUCGGUGUCCCAGGCACCGCAUCAAUUACCAUUGGCCCAAGUUCAACGAACGAGCCUAGCAGCGAUACAGAUCGCGGUUCUCAUCACGGCAGCACAACUACGACAACACCUGCAACUGGCGUCUUCACCGCAACCAGUACACCAUCCAUGGUCGGCCAACGAGCAGCAGCCAAUUCUAUCAUCAUAAAAAUCCCUUCCCGAUCGUAUAUAUUUCUGAUUAUGUGGAUGUCUUAUCUACUCCAGAUCAUAUUGUGACCUUGAACCUAUCCCUCGCUAGCGUUGCAUGGAGAAGCAGAGCGCAAAGGGACUGGGAAAAGCACAGAAUAUAAAAGCACAAAUAAUUGUAGGCAACGAAAGCGUGAUUCUUGUACAGCAUAUGGAGUUAUU